AUGGCCUCAUUUCCCGACUACGACACGCCCUUUCGCAUGCGAACUCAACUCUUCCGCCCUCCUCACACUCCCUCUUCCACCACGUCGGUUUACCACACACCCGAGACCGAAACGACCCGGAAGCGUAUGCGCCGCGAAGCACCAGAUGUGCGGACUCUAGCUUGGGAUCCUAUGUCAUCGGGCGAACUCGAAGGCCCAUCACCGUUACCUCUGAUCAACACAGAUUACAUUCUUGCCAAUGGAGGCGAAGAUCAUCGACAGCUGGAUUUGAAAGACACGACAGAAAAACUAGCAGAGGAACAAGACUAUCGACCAAACCGAUAUCGUUAUAAUUCUCUCUUCACAGGUCAGCAACCAGCGCUUACCGUCGCUGACAGAGACGUGGGCAGUCGCAAGCGGAGUUACAGUGAGGCUACGGAAAUGGCCACACAGCAGUUGCCGGUGCCAUCUCCAGCGACACCCGGCUGGGGCCGAGCUGUAUUCACCGUCGUAGGGAAAGUUUGGGACUUUUGCUCGACGAUCGCGUUCCGUGGAUUUUCUGCCGKCGGAGGUAAUAGCUAUCAAGUCGCAACACCUGGUUCAAACGAAGCGAGUAAUCCGCGAGCCGGUCCUCAACAAGAUCCAUUUCCUUCUGACGGAGCCUUAACUCCGAUUCCUGGACAAUAUCCCGAUGAAGAGGCAGAACAUUUACGCGACAAGGAACCCUGGGUCUUUGUCCAAGACUCACCAUCGCUGAAGUUGUCAUCUGCACGAAGCCCUAGCCCAACACAUUUCUCGCGCAAAGUCCCACGACGAAGCACAGCUCAUCGUCCACAAUCACGACGAUCGCUAGUGAAUCCUCUCCGACCUAUAACCAAACGACCUUCUUUAAAUCCAAUUCAACCUGCAGCCGUCACCCCGCUAUCACCAACUGGCCGUCCAUCGACUCCCCUCAAACAACCUCUCAGCCCUACUCGCGCAUCUCUGCCCGGAAGUCCCGCAUCCAGGGAAGCGCAACGAUUUGCAGCCCAGGUUCGGCGACGAGAGCGCGAAGAGGACGCUAGCAUCCAAAAAAUGAACGACCAGCUCAAGGCUCUGAUCCGCGAAGGCCGCGAAGCACUGGGUUCCCGCGUGGAAGUUGACGACAUGGAUUUUGACGACUAA
Molecule: messenger RNA, 1143 nt
Organism: Talaromyces amestolkiae
Lineage: Eukaryota; Fungi; Ascomycota; Eurotiomycetes; Eurotiales; Trichocomaceae
Exons: 1
Coding region: 1-1143 (380 amino acids)
Source: RefSeq, a predicted model, not a curated record